UUGAGAGCGGCUCUUCAGAACUGCAUGGGUGCCACUGGAGUACACGUCUCUUCUCUAAUCGACUCGUGCUCUGUUCAUCAUGAUAAACACCUUUCACACUAGCUACAAUCCUCCGCCGGUGCCUCCACGGGCAGGAUACAGCAAACCCCAUCCAGUGGGCAACACAUCUUUAGUCAAGUUUUUGUCAGUGAUGCUGCUGCUGUUAAUGAUACUGACCUUCGGAGGCUUCCUCUACCUGUUCCAGAAACUCAGCACGCUUAAGCAGCUCCAGGAGGGUUAUCUUGACGAAGUCAGCCUAGAGAGACUCCGGGAAUGUGCAGACAACAGUAUGGGAGAAGGCUCAAUGGCACAAUGUGGCAAACUGAUGGAAAAAUAUAAAGCUACCAUAGCAAAGGUUUCACAGCUAAAUGAAAAUUUGUCUAAGUUAACUGGAGGGCCACACUUUAUUGGACCAGCUGCACACAUGACUGCACUGAGUGAGCAUAAAGAUAAGCUCUCUCGCUUCUUCAAGAAAAGCAGUCUUCUUUGGGAUGAAGAGCACUCUCUGGUGCAGGAGGUACGACUCAGCAACGAACGGGACAAGUUGAUCAUUCAGUAUCCCGGAAUCUACUUCAUCUAUUCCCAGGUCACCUUCUCCAAAAAUUCAGCUUUGUCGUCAUUAAAGCAAUCCAUAAGGAUCACAGUACCCAAGAAACAAGACAAGGAGCUACUCAAGUCUUUUUGCAGUUUGAAGCCAGGCACGCAGAAUUUGUGUACAGCUUCUCAGGCGGGGGUGUUUCAUCUAGAGAAAGACCAACAGCUCUAUGUUGCAGUAACAAACACAUCCUUGGUGAACCGGGACUCCUGUAACUUUGGAUUAUUUAAAUUGCGGUAAAGAACACUCUAGAACGAGGGAGAUGGAUGAUACGAGACGUCAGGGAUCGACUGGAUCGAGGCACUAUAAUUAAACGGAUAAUUAUAUAUUCAUCUCAAGGGAAAGGACAGAAGAUCAAAACAAACAAGGAAGUCAUCAAACCUUCUGAAUAUGGAACAUCUUUUCGAUUAUAUUGUUCAUUGCCGCCCCCCAUAAGAAUACCAUGAAUGUUUUUUAAUCCACUUGUGUUUGGUGGUAUUUGUAUGAAAUUAUUUAUUAAUUCUUUUUAUGGUAUAUGGUUUGAUCCAACAAUAAUAAUAAACCAUUGCUCUAAUAAUAAAGAUAUUUAUAUUAGAAUAAGCUCGACAAUUGUAAUUUAU
Messenger RNA from Puntigrus tetrazona (Sumatra barb), 1233 nucleotides. It is a transcript of the gene cd40lg, whose product is annotated as CD40 ligand. Bases 80 to 874 code for a protein of 264 amino acids. Gene Ontology annotation, biological process: immune response. The transcript is spliced from 5 exons. Lineage: Eukaryota; Metazoa; Chordata; Actinopteri; Cypriniformes; Cyprinidae. Gene Ontology annotation, molecular function: tumor necrosis factor receptor binding. The record is from RefSeq and is a predicted model, not a curated record. Gene Ontology annotation, cellular component: membrane.